AUGGUCGCUGCCGUUGACGAGGGCAUUGCAAAAAUCAAUGCAGCUUUGAGCAGCGUCGGCAUGCUGGCAAACUCUGUUGUCAUCGUGACUGGAGAUAAUGGAGGUGCCAUCGAUGAGUGCUUGCCCAACGGAGCGUCGAACUACCCCUUGAGGGGUGGCAAGUGCAGCGUCUGGGAGGGCGGGGCGCGGGCCACGGCGCUGGUUUAUGCACCGGGAAGGGCCCCGCAAGGCUUCGUGUUCCCUGGCCUCUUUCAUGCCAGCGACUGGCUGCCGACGAUCAUGGAAGGCCUUGUCGGAGUUGAAGUCAAGGGCACCAAGCCCCUAGAUGGUCUCAACCUUUGGCCUGCCCUGGUUCACAAUGCGUCGUCAGCCCGGAGUGACAUCUUCUACGGGAUCGCCGAUCAUGCAGUUGGAUUCCAUGGACCGGCGUUGCGGACGGCGGAUGGAUGGAAGCUGAUCCUGAAUGGCGCCGGUGGAAGCGGCAGGUGGUCGCAUGCAUCCCGGCUGCUCGCAGAUGCACCAGUUGCCGACGCAGCUUCGGCACAAAAGAUCUAUCCGAAGAUCUUCGACUUGAAUGCAGACCCCUCCGAGAGGAACGAUCUGAGCCAAGACCGGCCCGACGUCUUGGCGCGCCUGAGCCAGCUGCUGUUCCACUACCAGCGGUCUGCGAGACCCCAGGCGCUUUUCACGCGGAGCAAGGAAGAAGCCCAGAAGGCGAAUGGCUUGGGCCAUGGUGCUGAGCUCGAGCCGGCCUUCGUCCUCCGUGUCCUCCGUGGCUUUGAGAAGUUUCCGUGGGCGCACGGACAGCGCAUGACCGCGCGCUACUGUGCACUGAACUUCAGGCCACUCAAGGCCGCCGGGCGCUUCAUCCACAAGUCCGCACCCAUUGCGCCGCUGCUGCAGGUGCUGGGGCCGAUCAUCCGAGGUUUCCAGCAGCCUCUGGGAGAGGUGCAGAAGAAGCUCCUCUUUGACACGCUCAUACCACUGCACAAGCCGAACGAGUGGCUGCUGUGGGACAGGCAGACUCCUAUGAUCUCGAUGUAUCACAAGGAGCUCGUCCACUGCGUGCUGCUCAUCUUGGAGAAAGAGCCAAAGCUGGCCAACAAGUGUGUUGAGGCCAUCUGCUCUCAUUUCCCUCCUUCGCAUGAGUCGAAUACUCCAAAGGAAGUCCUGCUCAUCCACGAGCUUGCAGAAAUCUUGAAGGUCCUUGAUCCUGUAGACGCCAGAGGCUGCAUGCCUCAGCUGCAGAGGCACAUUCUACGCCUACUGACAUCGCACAAUAGCCAGACGCUGCAGUCGGUGCUGCAGUUCUGGAAGGACGAGCGGGUGUCGAAUCUACUCAGCAACUUUGCGGAUGCCCUGAUCCCGGGUAUGCUGCCGCUCCUCGUGCGAGACGGGGAAGUCUUCUGGAACCCGACAGUGAACAAGAUGACCUGCCUGGUUUUGGAGAAGCUGGAAUCUGCCAGCCCAGAGGUGCUUGUGAUCAUCGGCCUGCUGCUGGGUCCACGCUGCGGGGGCCAGGACGUGCCUCCGCAUGCACAUGGAGAUGCUUCUGAGGACGUGGCGUGCCGGAGCUCCGAGUUCGGGAUCUCUUGGCUGCGUGUUCGGAGAGACCUGGAGGUUCUUUAUGAGUUGCCGCUCGACGUCCCGCUCCGUGUGCCUCACAUUCUGAGGCAAGGGACCGUGGGUGCACUCCUGCAAGAUCCUGGCAUCGCCCAGGUAGCCAAUCAUCUUCCAGCCUCCCGAUGUGUUGUAGGUAGCAUUUCGCUGCGUCUGCUCCUGUGCCUCUCCUCUCCUGCUUCUGCGUUGUGCGACCCAGCUUCCCUUGAGGACGACGCUCUUGUGGCCCUCGGGCUCCGGGGGAGGCCUGGAAGUCGACCAAUUGGAUUGGAGGCGACACUCCGAUCGGGCUGGCCGACGCUGAGGCUCAUCCACCUCUACGUGUCAUGGCUGCGUGAUGCGAAGACCGAUGCGGGUCGUCGGGCUGACGCGUGGUCCGUCGAGAUGAGUGUUCGGCUCCUUCAGGGGGCCCUGAUGCCGAAGUCUCCAUCCCUUGUGGACCAAUGGCAGGAGGAGGCUGGCCUGCUCCAUGCUGCUGUGGAGAUUGCGAGCCGCAGUGCCCACUACGAGGCUUGCAAAGGAUUUGCAGAGCGGCCGUCAUGCCCUUAUCGCCCUCCUUUCGAUGUUGUGCUAUGUGGGCAAGGCCUUGGUUCAUUAGCCAUUCGACCGGCCUCAAACACCUCCCAGUGUUUGGACGUCAUGUCCGAGGAUUUUGCCAACAGGAAUUUGAUCCAUGUUUCGAAGUGCCAGCUAGAUCGCGGCGCCAAAGCUCAGCGCUUCCUCGUUCCUGAGGACAAAGGCCAGAUCAGGCUGGCGGAGCUCCCGAAGAAGUGCCUGGACGUCCGAGGUGGUGAGGCUGAGAGGGGAACUCCACUUCAGCUUUACGACUGUGUCUCGACGGCCACAGGAGUGCACCCAAAUCAAAGGUUUGUCAUCCCCGGCCGCGAUGGCCAGGUUCGCUGGGCAAAGCACCCGCGCUUGUGCCUCGCAGUUUCGGCCGGGAAUCUGGUCCUGGAUCUUUGUGAUCAGCCAGGUUCACAUCACCAUUUUCUGCUGCCUUCGCCAGCACAUCCCCAGCUCUGCAAAGAAGGCCUGGACCAGGGCAACGCUGGCCCAGGUGCCCCCCUGCUGGCCGCGGCGGCCGCGCUGGCCGCCUUGGCGCUGAGGGGCCUGACGAUGCCCGUGGACACUGGCAGCUGCGCCGGCGCCGAGCGUCUUUGCGCAGCUGCGCUACAGAAGCCAGGCCGAGAAGGGCUCGAGCAGAUGUGGCAGGAGGCCGAAUCCGCGCUGCUCGCGGGCCUCACCCUUGAGGAAGCCCCUGCUCUGGAGACGUUGUCGCGCGUGCCAUGGCCACUGCCAGAGCUCCUGGCUGCCGCCUCCCGCACGCGAAGCCGCGUGCAGGACAUGACAGCCGAGCAAGGCGGCAUCUGUGCCUGUGACCUGAGCCUCUGGCCAGUGCAGGAGGCCCGCGCUGUAGCGGCCGCCCAGAAGGUGUUGGAGGACAUCAACAACAGCCCGAAGACCGUGGAGGCGUUGUACGAGGUCUUGGAGUCUCCAAGCGCGUCCGCCGCCUGCAGCAGCGCCUGGGAUGCCAGGCUUGCCGCUGCCGAGCGCCUAGUUGCUGGGCUCUGGGGGCUGGAUCCAGAUCUUCCCAUGGAGGAGCUCCAGGCACGGCAGUUUCAGGCCAUGACCCAAAGCACGGAGCAGGAGAGACUCUGCAAGACGGCAAGGGCCGAACAUGACGACCUCAGGGCGAAGAGCCGCAGUCAACAGGAUCGCCUCUUUCGCCAGACCCUGCGCGAGCCACUGCGCGAGCCACUGCGCGAGCCAGUGGACGCGGCCGCGCAGCGCCGCACGCCCAAGGCCACGGCACUGGGCCGCUGGGCUGUCUUCCUGGAGGAUGUCCGCGUACCUUGGAUCUCCGCCGAGCGCGCCAAGAUCAAUGCUUGGCGACGAGCACAGACGGCGAGACAUCAGAAGGAGGAAUCUGGGGGCGAAGGUCUGCAAGACAGCAACAACUGA
This is a messenger RNA of Symbiodinium natans, 3582 nucleotides long. Lineage: Eukaryota; Dinophyceae; Suessiales; Symbiodiniaceae. The record is from the annotation of a GenBank genome assembly.